UUACUCGUACAUCAUUUAGAUAAUAAAGAGUGGUAUUAACCCCUUCCCGUACUUUAAAGACUCUGACUCGUGAUGAAGAUUUUGGCCCAAACAUGAAUAACACGAGUCAGACUCGUGGACUGAAAAUCGGGCCAAACGUAAACAUCACGAGUCAGACUCUUUUCCAGUUACCGGACUGCAAAAUACGUGGGAAACCUACAUUAGGUGAAACACCUCUUCGACUCCAAGCAUAAUAUUGGGCUCAUUUCCCAAAAAACAUCGAUCCGACGCCUCGAAAGAAAAACCCAAUUAGAACGUGUAAAGUUUGUUAUAAACGCAAAAUAUAAAGGGAAACGAAGUGGGAAUGCACGGAGUGUAAAGUAGUUUUAUCAGUAUCAUACCAUGCAAGACUUAAUUUUUAGAGUUGUAUUUUCCUAUUAGAUAUAAAUUCACGGUGAGUAUUAUAAUUAAACUUUGUGUUUAUGAUAUGCUACUUAUUUGUAGGCGUAGUAUUAUUACAUUCCUUAGGACAAAGACACACCAGAAGACUGUAAUUUCUAUUAAAGUAUUGUUUAUUUAUGAAAUAUAGUUUUGAACUAUAAAAUAUAAUAAAUUUAUUAUAUAUUUAUUAUAUAUUUUAAUAUAUAUUAAAUGCACAAAAUCGAAUUAAUUUAAAUAAAAAAAAUCGAAAAAUAUUUCUUUACCAUGGGGAACCGAAUCCUGGCUACAGAGUACAAUUCCAGAACGUUACAUUUAUGCCACUAUUCAACUUUGUGAGUAAUCUGAUUAAUACCGUACUUAUUAAGGGGAUAAAUUUUUAAUAACGAAUAUCUAAAAAAUUAUUGAGUAUCUGCCCAUAUAAUGGUAUAUAUUCAUAAAUAGGAGAACCAAAUCUAUCAAUAUGCAAAGUUUCAAUGAAAUCGGUGACCUGAAGGCCUUGCACUCUCCUUGUUAGUUUAUGCGGUGUACGUAUCGUUAUCCAGAAAUGAUUAAUUCAUUGAAUAUCUAAAGUAAAGCUGGUCAACCUUUAGGAACAGAAUCUGCUUCGCUUAGAGGAGGAAAAGGAAUAACUCAAUCUCGCAACUUAAUUAAUUAAUUAACGGAUACUUGAAAAGGGAAGAAUACUUCUAUUCUUCAUGUCUGAACACAAGAAUAUACACCGAGAGCCUGAAGAUGAUCCAUUGUAUAUAGAUGCACUGCCGCUUUUGCCUGACACGAAAUGUGUUAUGCCAAUUCCUCCGGAAUUAGUGCACUUUCCAGGUUUUUACGCCUUGCCAGACAUAACCGAAUCGACAUAUGAAAUGCUUGCAGGACAAACGAGUUUUGCACAGAUGGUUCCGGAAUCCGCGUUUGUUUAUUAUGUGGCUGUCUUGGCUUAUGCCCGCCUGCUUAAAACACUUUAUAUAUCAGGCGAACCAAUUACACAUGAAGAAACAGAUUUCAUACGAAAAGUUUAUUGCAGACGUUUUCAGCCUCCAACCAUAAUAUCUUUAUAUUUAAAAGGGUUUGGCAACACAACAUUAGAGACAGGGCAAGAAAUGCGAAUACGUGCAAAACGUCGUCAAUACCUGAAGUCGACAGCGGACGGCAGCGUUGGCUGGUUCGGUCAAGUAGGACCUAACACACAUUAUUUGUAUGCAGCCUACCCAUGCUUAGCAGUUUAUCUGCGUAGAAUACAAUUUGAUCUCCAAUACACAAAUAAUGAGGAGUUGAGUUCUGCGUGGGACCUGCCCGACGACAUGGUUCCCAAUGACAUCAAAAGAGGCAUGCCUACGCGGAGUCUUCUCGGAUAUCGUGAAGCCAGAAAAUUAACUACGCACCAAGCAGAAUGGUUAUCACGUUGUGGAGUGUCAGAUGAUAACGAUGAUCUAAAUGCUUAUCCUGCGAUACCGUUCAUUUCUGGAUUGAUGAGCGGCAUACAGAUGAUAUUGAACGGGAGCAAGGUAAAGCUUGAGCCUCUCCCGGAUGGAGAAGAAGGCUCGUUAGUUCAGGCUGUAACGACUACCCAAUUUGAACCAAAUGUCCCACAGCAUGAUUCAAAGAAAUUACAAUUCGAAGCUACCUACGCCAGUAGGAUUGAUGGAACACUGGUUGUAAUGGCAAAGACCAUGCGCUAUAUGCAGCAAUUUAAAGAAGACAGCGACUGGUCCAUUUAUGACUGGGGAGGUUUGUCAAAUGUACCUUCUGAUUGGACUUCUACAUGUAAUACACUAUACGACUCAACCACUACGAAAAUUAAGAACUAUUCGUUUUGGAGUGUACCCUCCUCAUUUGGUAGCGUAUUUUUCUUUUUGGAUAACAUACUAUAGAUACUAUAACUAUAGAUAACUGUAGAUAUCAUUGUUUAAAUGUUUCAAAUUCGUUAUAAGUAACAUGUCUCUUAAAUUACAGUUUACUUGCUGCUAACUUUAUAAUAUAUUAUAAUAUAUAUAGUACUGCAUACAGAAUUCAUAAUCAUAAUUUAUUUUAAAAGAGAAUAGAUACUUACUCUUAAUAGCAGUACUUGCAUGUUUUGUUCAGCAAAACGCCUAGCUAUGCAAGAGCGAGGACCAUGACCAAAUGGUAGCAAUAUGUAUGGGUGUAUAGGUUUUCCACAACUUAUUUUACUUUCUGAGUUUUCACGAAGCCAUCUUUCUGGUAUAAAUGAGUUUGGAUUAUAAAAAUAUUCAGGAAGUCUACAAAUAAUCUGAUUUUGUGUCACAACCACACUCUAAAAAAUAAAAUACAUUAUUAUACAAUUAUAUAUUUAUUUUAUUUAUUCAUAAUAUUAAAAUUAUUAUAAAUUUAAAACUAUAAAUAGAUAUAAAAAUGAAAUUAAGCAAUUACUUUAUAAAAUCAUAAAUUUUGAAAACUUACUCCUUUAGGUACUCGAUAACCACUAAGAACGAUAUCAGUUUGUAAGAUGCGGCCUAUUCCAACAGAAAUAGGAUUUAAUCUUAAACCUUCUUUUAUAACAGCUUUCGUAUAUGAUGCACUGCGUAGAACAUCUGCUGUUAUCGGUUGAUUAGGUUGAGGUAGUAAUUCUAUAGCUUCGGCUCUCAAUUUCUGCUGAAUAUCUUGAUUCUUUGCAAGAUGAUACAAGAUAAAUGCAGUGCUGUAGGUGGUCUAAAAAUAUGUUGAAAUAAUCUAAAGUUAUAGGUUAAUUUGUACAUUGCUUACAGUAGUAAUAUUAGAAACAAAUAUUCUCUGUUUAUAAAUAUAAAAUUAAAAAAUUUAAUUGUAUAAUCAUAUUUAGUUUAUUUUAGGUUUAAUCUUUAAAAUAUUUUCUGUUAAAUAUGUAUUACUAAAAAAUAUUGCAUAUUAUUCGUGUAUCAUGAUAUUUACAGUAUCUACACCAGCAAGUAGCAUGUCACAAGCCAUGCCCACAAUGUCCUUGAUAUCCAAAGCAGAAUUUUCAAAAUAAGCACUUAGAAAUGAUUUGUUUCGCCGAGCAUCCUUAUCCUUUUUUUGGGAUACAAGUUCUAAUGCAACUCUAAUGCAUUAGUAAAACAUAAAAUGUAUAUCAUAUCAUAUUUUAUUGUAAUUUGCAAAUAAGAAAAUUAAAUUCAGAAAUUCAGGAACCUACUCAACAGAUCUAAACAUUCUGCACAUAAAUUACUUUUUAUAUUUUGUUCAAUUUAAUGUUGCAUUCAAACUUCGUAUAUGUUUAAUUUCAAGUACUACGUAUUAUAUUUUUUAUUAAUUUCAUUAUUUAAAAAGAUUUAUUCUUACGAUUCCAUAUAUGACUGUGCUUUACGCAAUUUCCGAUAUAAAGGUGUUUCGAAAAACUUCCAUAAUUGUAGACCAUUAUCCAGCUUUAAAAUUGCAUUGUUUGUCGUGACAGCAGCUUCAAUCAAUUUAGAACUCCUUGAAUAUUUAUGUCUUUCUUCUUCUGAGAAACUGUUCAGCUUUACAUCAAAGACAACUAAACAUGUCACUAAAAUAAGAAAAUUUUAAUGAAUUCAAUAAAGAACUAUUUAAGUAAUAACAUAAUUAACUGCAAUUGCAAAAUUACAUUAAUUACUUUUUUACAAAUUUUGUAAUUAAUUAGUAAAUAAUAACAAUACGCAAUUACAUUCAAGAAAUAAACGUGAUAAAAUUGGUAAUAGGUCUUCAAAUUUUUCUCUGUUACAUAAUGCAACAAAUUCUUGGACAACAUGAUCUGUUUCCUCUAUGUAAUUUAUUAUAUUUUGAGGUUUGCUUGUAACUUUUUGAAAUUCUUUUCGUAAUCUCCACCAUUCUGGUCCAUUCCUACAAUUCAUACAAAAUUAUUUGUAUUCAAUAAUACAAUGUAAUACUGCAAUAACUAAAUAUUAUUAUUUAUUUUAAAUACAUCUAUUUGAAUUCUAAAUAUUUAAUAUGUAAUUUCAAGAUUAAUAUCAGAUAUUCAUAUUCUUCAUUUAUAAUUGCAUUUUUCUUGUAAUAAGAUUGACUACAACAGGUCUAAACUAAAAUUAAAUAACGUUAUAAAUUAUUUCACUUAUAACAUUAUCAAAUAUAGUUUAAAUAAAAGAUAUCCUACUAUUUCCAUCAAUUUAUGAUAUUCGUUAAAAACAAAGUAAAAGGUUUACUGAUUAUUUUCAUUAAUUUAUAUUUCAUUUAAUACUUUAAUAUUAAAUAAUAUGCGAAGAUGAUAAUAGGUAUAUGGAAUACGUUUGCAUAAAUUUUUGGUUGACAAUGGUAAUAUUAGUGAUAGUGUUCUAAUUAUUAAAUUGAAGAAAAUACUUAAUAUAAAUGAUAAAUAAAGUUUAACAAAAUUUGUAAUUUCUAUUUUUUUUUAAAUUAUAAACGUGUGAGGUGCAUAUUACGUGGGUAACAGGCCUCCUGUACUGUACACAUCUGCUCGAUCUUUUCUGUAUUUUAAAAGAGCUAAGUGACUUCUCCUUUCUGGAUGUAAACCGGAUUCUGCUCUGAAAAUCUCAGCUAUAUCUUCUGGUCGAUAAACCCAUACAACAUUUACGUUGGGUACGAUUUCUUCACGGACUAACGGCCCAAAUCGUUUUAAUUUCUUGACUCCGCUACCAUAUAGUUUAGUAAAAUUGUACUCGCCUAUAUUACCAUUUAAUAUAAUAAUAUUAAUAUAAUCGAAUUUUAAUCAUAUUUAUAAGUACUUUCGAUUUCGUAACACGAUUGUAAUUUGUCGACAAAGAGGAAACAAAAAUUUUUCAUUAUAAAAUACUUUAAUAUUUAUAUUGUAAUCAAGUAUAAGUAGCAUGAAAGUUUUGUUACUUUAAUUUAUUUUUACAUUUCUAUAUUAUCGGAAAGAGCACGAUCGAUACAAUUUUUAACAAUAAAAACUUGAGAAAAGUCCUAUUUUGUUAAAUAGAUACUUUACAUAUAUUAAAGUUUAAAUAUUUUAAUGAAAGCUUAAAAUCUGAAGAUACAAUUAUACAUAUACUUCACAUGUAAAUUAAGGUACUUACCAAUUAUCGGUAAAUAUUUGUACAGUGUUCCAAUAAUAGGUAAAGAUUUGGGUCCUGGUAUGUCUCGGAAAGGUUUUGGUUGACAUUCGUGCGAUACAAUCCUGCAUUCCAUAAAGCUACCACAGUGAAAUUGCGUACACACAUUCUUUCUACACUGGAAUCGGCUGCAUCUCUUCAAUCGCGUAUACAUUGCACUUGCAGAAACUAUUUAUGAAAUCGAAGAUUCACAAAAACGAUGGUAUUCGAAUAGAAAACUUUUGAGAACGAUCUAGCAACAAAGCAUUCACAGCGUAUCGAUUUCGAAGACUAUGUAUCUGGAUCUUUUACAGCCGAGAGAUCCCAAGAUUUUUCCUCUUUCUUCUUAUUUCGUUGUCUCUUUCUUACCUCGCUCCCUUCGUUCCCUGUUCAGGUCACUCGUAGAAUUUCAAUGUGCUGCAUAUCCUUGCAUGAAUUCGAUGCGACAGCGAUAAAACGUGCCGUUGACGGGUUUCGUCACCUACCGAAACAUCGAAUAAAAUCUAGAGUCAAUACAGCGAUACUAAUAAUCUACAAUGUGUACAGACUAUCUUGAGAGGCUCAUCACCAUCCAAGUGGGGAUAAAGUGAGAGUUGGUAUAAAAGGUGAAUUCUUUACUUUCGUGAAGUCACAAACGUCUGGACCCAAUCGGCAUCUCCUUUUUGUGCAACAGCUCCUUGUUCCAAGAUGAAGAGCAUCGUGUUAGCUAUAGUUUUGGGAUUGGCAGCAGCGCAAGAUCCGAAUUACCAUGCACGUAAUUAUCACGAUAACGACAGGCCAAGCCCUCCAGCUGAUGAAAGAAAACCCCAAAGUACAACACCUGUUCCGAUAUUGCACUGGAAUAAACAGCAAGAACAUGAUGGAACAUAUAAAACGAGUUAUGAAACGGGAAACAGCAUCAUCGCAGAAGAGAGUGGUUACAUCAAGAAGGUAGGCGAAGGUGAGGAACAAGGAGAGGCAUUGGUCCAACAAGGAAGCUACUCGUAUACGAGUCCCGAAGGGAAGCUGAUCACUAUUCACUACACAGCUGACGAGACUGGCUUUCACGCGACCGGUGAUCAUAUUCCCACGCCACCGCCAGUCAGCGAGGAGAUUCAGAAAGGCCUCGACCUCAUCUUUGCAGGCAUUCGUCAGCAAGAGGAGGCUGAUGCACGAGAAGCCGCACAAAAAUUACAACAGCAGCCCCUAAAUCAACAAGUCGAUCGACGAGACAAUUAUGACCGAAAGUUCCGGAAGUGAGAAGAAUGAAGGAUUCAGUUCCGCUGAUACGCAACCGACAUACAGUGGUGGUCAAAAGAACGAUUAGAAUUGAUAUUUUUGUACUGUGUAAUAUACAUUUUCUACUAAAUUGCAAGCAUCAUUUUCGUAUAUAAUAGUAUUCAUGAAGAACUCUCUACAACAAAUAUUUAUUUAUUGAUAAAAAAUACUUUAUGAAAGCAAAAAAAAUUAUAUUUAUUCUAAACACUUAAAUAAUAAUAUAUACCGAU
This is a messenger RNA of Nomia melanderi (Alkali bee), 6883 nucleotides long. The record is from RefSeq and is a predicted model, not a curated record. Lineage: Eukaryota; Metazoa; Arthropoda; Insecta; Hymenoptera; Halictidae.